Pundamilia nyererei is the source of this 3301-nucleotide messenger RNA. It is a transcript of the gene dync1i1a, whose product is annotated as dynein cytoplasmic 1 intermediate chain 1a. The transcript has 19 exons. Gene Ontology annotation, molecular function: dynein heavy chain binding; dynein light chain binding. The record is from RefSeq and is a predicted model, not a curated record. The coding region runs from base 682 to 2637 and encodes 651 amino acids. Gene Ontology annotation, biological process: transport along microtubule. Gene Ontology annotation, cellular component: cytoplasmic dynein complex. Lineage: Eukaryota; Metazoa; Chordata; Actinopteri; Cichliformes; Cichlidae.
CGCGCAUCCCCUACCGACGAAGUCUCUGAACUACUUAUCUGAUUUAAACUUUUUUUAUCCUUAGAGUAAAAAAACCGACUGAUUACGUACAUAUAUAUGGAUGAAACCCUCAAAAAUCCAAACCACAAAUUAAAUCCUCUUUAUUUGUUAAAGUUAUGCGUCCGAAAUGCUGAAUAAUUCCUGUUCACCUUUUAGAUCUAGCCGUUUAAAACGCACUUCUCAAUCUUGACCACACGAUGGCGGCGUUCGCAGUUGUGGUCAAAUAAGGUGGGAUUUCAACCCCUCUUCCUUCUCAGCAUCAUCCUGCUCGCUCUUCCUAGGGAUGUAUCGGCGUGCCGUGCACCUGUUCCAUCUGUUGUUUGAAAUGCCCCGUUUUAACCCGUUUUGUCAGUAACCACACGAAAAGGCUUAACCGACCUCUUCGGUGGUACCACUGCGGCUUUGAUACGGUGCCAUUUGGACAGCGGUGGAGGAUGUGUUGAUUUGUCUUUCCCGAGGUGCAGCAGUGAGACAGCAUCUUUGCCGGUGACACUUCGUUAUCACAACGAGUGGACGAGGAGAUUGCUCUCUUCUCAGUAUUGACCCACUUAUCCCAGACACCUGGAGCUUCUACAGCUCUGACUGGGCCACUUCCCAGGUGGCAUCCACUAGUAGCGUAAGCCCCGCAGGACAAAAGCGACCAUGUCGGACAAAAGCGACCUAAAAGCUGAGCUCGAGCGCAAGAAGCAGCGCCUUGCCCAGAUCAGGGAGGAGAAGAAGAGGAAGGAGGAGGAGAGGAAGAAGAAAGAGGUAAGGAAAAAAACAGAAAGCCAGCAGAAGACAGAAGCGACCCCAGAAGAUUCAGAUUUAGAUCGCAAGCGUAGGGAGACUGAGGCCCUGCUGCAGAGUAUUGGGAUCUCACCAGAGCCUCCACUAGUCCCGACUCCUGUGUCCCCCUCCAAAUCAGUAAGCACACCCAGUGAGACGGGGAGCCAGGACUCGGCCGAUGGAGGAGCAGCAGGCAGGUUUAGGUCAGGUUUCUCUAAAAACAAGUCCCAAGCACAGACCUCAAGGACACUGCAGUGGGACACAGACCCCUCUGUGCUGCAGCUGCAGGCUGAUUCUGAGCUCGGGCGCAGGAUGCAGAGAUUGGGGGCCUCUAAGAUCACACAAGUAGACUUCCUACCCAAAGAGGUCGUCUCUUACAGCAAGGAGACUCAGACACCCACCUGCACCCUGUCUGAAGUAGAGGAAGAAGAAGAAGAUGAAGAGUUGAUGGAAACGAAGCCGGGGCCAGAGUCGGAGCAACAGGAUGAGGACGACAACAGGGAAGCCAAAGAAGGCUCAUUUCCAGUGCUGCGGGAGCUGACCGAGGAGGAGAGGCAACAAAUCCUGCACUCCUCUGAGUUUCAGAGUUUUUUCGACUGCAGCAUCCGAGUGAUGGAGCGAGCUCUGGCUGAAGACAGCGACAUCUUCUUCGAUUACAGUGGCCGAGACCUUGACGACAAAGAGGGAGACUUGGGCAGUGGCUCCAGUCUGUCCUUCAGUAGGCUCUUCUAUGACGAGCACUGGUCAAAACAUCGUGUGAUCACCUGCCUCGACUGGUCCCCUCAGUAUCCCGAGUUGCUGGUUGCCUCCUAUAACAAUAAUGAGGAUGCUCCACACGAACCAGACGGUGUUGCUCUGGUGUGGAACAUCAAGUUUAAGAAGGCCACCCCAGAGUACAUCUUUCACUGUCAGUCUCCGGUGGUGUCUGUGGGCUUUGCCAGGUUUCAUCCCAACCUGGUGGUGGGGGGGACGUACUCAGGACAAAUAGUCCUGUGGGAUAAUCGCAGUCAUCGCCGGACCCCUGUCCAGAGGACCCCUCUGUCUGCUGCUGCACACACUCACCCAGUGUACUGCGUGAAUGUGGUCGGCACACAGAACGCCAACAACCUGAUCACCGUGUCCACAGACGGCAGGAUGUGCUCCUGGAGUCUGGACAUGCUCUCCCAGCCUCAGGAGACCAUGGAACUGGUGUACAAUAAAUCCAAACCCGUGGCAGUGACAUGCAUGGCCUUCCCCACGGGAGACGUUAACAACUAUGUGGUCGGGAGCGAGGAGGGCACUGUGUACACUGCAUCCAGACAUGGCAGUAAGGCAGGUAUCUGUGAGAUGUUUGAGGGCCACCAGGGGCCCGUCACAGGCAUCAGCUGUCACAGCGCGGUGGGCACCGUCGACUUUUCCCACCUCUUUAUCACGUCCUCGUUCGACUGGACCGUCAAACUCUGGAGCACCAAGCACAACAAGCCUCUGUACUCGUUUGAAGACAACGCCGAUUAUGUGUAUGAUGUCAUGUGGUCGCCCGUGCACCCUGCCAUGUUUGCUGCCGUGGAUGGCAUGGGCCGCCUGGACCUGUGGAACCUCAACAAUGACACCGAGGUACCCACUGCCAGCGUGACCAUUGAGGGAGCUUCAGCACUCAACAGAGUCCGCUGGUCUUCAGGAGGGAAGGAGGUGGCUGUGGGCGACUCGGAGGGUCGAGUUUGGAUCUACGAUACAGGAGAGCUUUCGGUGGCCCACACGGACGACUGGGCGCGCUUUGCCCGUACGCUGAUGGAGAUCCGUGCUAACCGUGCUGACGGCGAGGAGGAGGGGCCUAUGGAGCUGGCUUCAUAGAAAAGAAAGACUCCAAAACCAAAGUGGGCGGAUCCAGAGACCUGGUGUGCUUCUGCUGGUGUCAAUGUAGCAUGUGCUUCUCACUCACUUUGGGUUUUGUUUCUCCACGUUUAUGUUCCUCUCUUGUUUGUUUGUUUUUUAUUGUACUUUUGCAUUUCUAAAAUCAAAUUGUACCGAUUUGUUGUUAUUUAUUCGUCCAACAACUUCAGGUGAUGCGUCGCUUGCAACUCGUGAGCCUCCAGUAUAUAAAGAGCAGCAGUCUGUUAGCCUUAUGGAGGUGUGUGUACUGUAACAAUGCUUCGCACUACUGUAAAAAAAGAAUAAUAAUGGAGCAGGUUUCAUAGACUAGUCAUGUUUCGUUUCCAUGUUCACUUUAUGUUGUGCUUCUUUUUGUCUGUAUUAAGCCUGCAUGCAACGCAUUCCCAAAAUAUUCCAGAUGCAGAAAUGUGGGGUUAACAUGGAGCGAGGUUAUCACACAUGGAGCUGCUUUAUGUCAGUGUUCGAGUCGAUGCGUCAGAAGCUGAAUCGAGUGGUCCUCUGUACUCAGUGACAGCUUCAACUGUAUAUUAUUUAAUGAACUGUGACGAUUAAUAAGAGGUAUAUUGUAAUUCAGAGUGAUUGCUGUUCAGCCUGCUAAUGUUGACUAUUAAAGCAGAGCCCGGGA